Messenger RNA from Sinocyclocheilus anshuiensis, 449 nucleotides. Its product is annotated as cytochrome b5-like. The transcript is spliced from 3 exons. Gene Ontology annotation, molecular function: heme binding. The record is from RefSeq and is a predicted model, not a curated record. Gene Ontology annotation, cellular component: intracellular membrane-bounded organelle; membrane. NCBI's taxonomy places the organism in Eukaryota, Metazoa, Chordata, Actinopteri, Cypriniformes, Cyprinidae. The coding region runs from base 132 to 449 and encodes 105 amino acids.
GGUGGUGAAAUGGUGUGCCGGCUCGGCGAGAACGGAAUUGGACGGGUUAAAAGGUGUAUUAAAAAACCGCCUCAAGCUAAACGAUCACCGUUAAAACCUGCGCUCUGGUUUCCGCCGAAUGUGCGUGAAAUAUGGGGGAAGAAACUGAGAUCUCGGUGAAAAGAGAGAAUCAGGACACGGAUGAAAAUACCGACAGCGGUGUGAAAUAUUACACGCGCGAGGAGGUUCAAGCCCAUAACAUGAGCAAAGACACAUGGCUCAUAAUCCACGAUAAAGUUUACGAUAUCACAAGUUUCAUGGAGGAGCAUCCAGGAGGUGAAGAGGUUCUGCUGGAGCAAGCAGGUGCAGAUGCAACAGAAAGCUUUGAGGAUGUGGGUCAUUCUACAGAUGCCAGAGAGAUGCUCCAGCAGUAUUACAUCGGCGAACUACAUAUGGCAGACUGCAACUAA